Molecule: messenger RNA, 2658 nt
Organism: Serendipita indica DSM 11827
Lineage: Eukaryota; Fungi; Basidiomycota; Agaricomycetes; Sebacinales; Serendipitaceae
Source: the annotation of a GenBank genome assembly
AUGCUGGAAUCACUCCAAGCGAGAUGGGUCGAAGAUGUCGCUGGGAUUGUCAAGAGAGCCGCCCCAGAGCAGGGAGGAGUGCUUUCUGGAAUUAACCCAGUCAAAUUUACAACCACGGAUCCUAUUCGUCUGUGGAUCAUUCAGAUUGGGAUUAUUCUUGCCCUCUGCCAAGUAUUCGCCGUUAUCCUAGCACGAAUCAAACAGCCUCGUGUCAUUGCAGAAGUGAUUGUUGGUGUGAUCUUGGGUCCCACAGCAAUGGGACGGAUCCCAAACUUCACAGCAUCCAUCUUCCCACCGGAGUCCAUCCCGUACCUCAGUCUGACUGCCACAAUAGGCUUGGUCUUGUUCAUGUUUCUCACCGCCCUCGAAGUUGAUGUCCGAAUCGCCAAGCGCAAUGCAAAGCAGUCCCUCAUGAUCUCACUCGCGGGAAUCAUCCUACCGUUUGGCGCGGGUGCGGCCCUUGCGAUUCCACUUUACAACAAUUACGUGGAUCACAAGUUUAAUAUCGGUUACUUCAUCCUCUUCGUUGGGGUUGCUAUGAGCAUCACCGCCUUUCCAGUGCUCUGCCGCAUUCUCACAGAACUCAGGCUUCUGGAAACGCAGGUUGGCAUCGUCGUCCUCAGCGCUGGUGUCGGAAACGAUGUAAUUGGCUGGGUUCUUCUUGCUCUCACUGUGGCGCUUGUGAAUGCUUCUGGUGGGCUUGUUGCGCUCUAUGUCCUCCUCACAUCCGUGGCAUGGACACUCUUUAUGCUAUAUCCUGUGAGAUGGGCAUUUCGAUACCUGGCUAAAGUUACCGGGUCUUUGGAAACUGGCCAGCCUACACCGUUGGUGAUCAUGAUCAUCCUUACCAUCGUAUUUGUAUCCGCCUUCAUGACUGAUAUCUUGGGGGUACAUGCGAUCUUUGGCGCCUUCAUCGCUGGACUGAUCGUUCCGCAUGACAAUGGAUUUGCUAUUGCUCUGGUCGAGAAAAUGGAGGAUUUGGUCGUGCUUCUUCUUGUGCCCAUCUACUUUACCCUUUCCGGUCUCAAGACAAACCUUGGUCUCCUUAAUAGCGGCAAAGUCUGGGGAUACACAAUCCUCAUCUGUGUUGUCGCUUUUGUCGGCAAAUUCUUUGGAUGUGUCGCCGCUGCACGAAUUGCUAAGUUCAACUGGCGUGAGUCUAGCACUAUUGGUGUUUUGAUGAGCUGCAAAGGGUUGGUCGAACUCAUCGUCUUGAACAUUGGAUUACAAGCCGGCAUCCUCAACACGCAAACGUUCAGCAUGUUCGUCGUCAUGGCCCUAGUCGUGACUUUUAUCACCUCGCCAGUAACAGAAGCCAUUUAUCCGAUGAAGUAUCGCAUUCCUGCACGCCUAGCAGACGUAUCAAAGCCACCGACUGAUGAAGAGGAAAAAAGGGCUCCUCAUAGCGGUCGUCAAACUGAAGACGACUUUAAAUCCCGCUUCUCGGUUGUUCUCAGCAGAAUCGAACAUCUCCCCGCGAUAAUGACCCUCACUCAACUUCUUCACAAAUCUUCCUCUUCUGUUACGCUCGCAGACCCCACGUCGUCGUCCGAAGCCAGUGGUUCGCCAUCUGUGGAAGAGACCAAAAUCUCUCUGCACGCCUUGCGUCUCAUCGAGCUCACGAAUCGUACGUCGGCCGUCAUGCAAUCGUCUGAAGCAGAGGAGAUCAUGCACCGAGACGCACCACUCACCAUUCUUCGAACAUAUGGCCAUCUCAACUCUAUCCCAGUCUCCACUUCGAUAUCCGUGGUCUCUGCCGAGCAGUUCCCGACAACCGUCUCGAGUCAUGUGCGAGAGAAAGACUCUGAAAUGGUCAUUAUUCCAUGGCAUGUCAACUCUGAGGCCACUGCUCAGAGCGCGUAUAAUCCAUUUGAAUCAAUCUUUGGUGCAGGCUCCAAUACAGAGGGUGGCUCCACUAUCUACACCCACUUCCUGCGACAAGUGUUCUCAACGGCUCCUACAGAUGUCGGCCUCUUCGUAGACAGAGGCAUUUCUGCAGAGCAAUUUGGCCAACACAUCCUUCUUCCCUUUAUGGGUGGCCCGGAUGAUCGAUUGGCUCUCUCUUUCGUCGUCCAGCUGUGUACCAACCCAUCGAUCACCGCCACCGUCAUCCGUAUCAAGCAAGUCGAGAAUGACAUUGUCUCGGGAUCGGAAACGACGGGCACGGAUCUCAAACCAACCGGCACAAAUCUUCCAAGUGCUACAGUCAUGUCCAACACUGGCUUCCCUGACACUAUCUACGCCCCCCAGACGACACAAACACGCAUGGAGUCGGUCAACGCGGAUAGCCUUCUCUUAGCUCGCUACGCGCAUCGUAAUGGAGAAGACGCACUUCCCGCUUCAGUGGAAGAUGCACUUUCUCGCAUCACAUUCGAGGACUUGGUCACCCCCGUUCCGCUCACAGCCUUGAUCAAGCGGGUCAACGAGACGAAUGUUCCGAAAAAGAGUGUGAUGGUUGUCACUGGACGUGGUCGGAGAAUGGCAGUCGAGUCUCAUCAUGCCGAGUUGCGUACUAUCCUGCACGAGUACGCUGCUAGGAACGGACGAGUUGGAGGCGACGCGUCUAGGACGCUCGGAGAUGUCGCAACGGCGCUGAUGAUGGCUACCAAAGCGAAUAUUCUUGUGGUGCAAGCGGCCUUGCCGAGCAUCCAGGAAUGA